Molecule: messenger RNA, 6044 nt
Organism: Salvelinus namaycush (lake trout)
Lineage: Eukaryota; Metazoa; Chordata; Actinopteri; Salmoniformes; Salmonidae
Product: interferon regulatory factor 2-binding protein 1-like
Exons: 2
Coding region: 413-2308 (631 amino acids)
Biological process (GO): regulation of transcription by RNA polymerase II
Cellular component (GO): nucleus
Molecular function (GO): transcription corepressor activity
Source: RefSeq, a predicted model, not a curated record
UAUCGGUACCUUUGUAAAUAUAUCUUAUUUUACAUAGAGUGUUGAUUAAUAUAAACCAUGGUCUGUGUGAAGGCUGUAUUCGCUUUUUAGACGCAACUGAUGCUGGUCACGAAGCACAUACUCACGAAGGCCCUCCGGAACGAAAACAACAAAUCCCAGAAUGCACCAUUAGCACGGCGUUGUGUAAGUUCCAGCAAAGACAGUCUUCUAGUAUAAACACUCAUGUGCACAGGCGGCCGAAAUGGAGUAAACACAACUUUUUGUGUGUUUAAUACAGAAAGUGUAUCAUAUUUGUUAAGGUAUUUGAGAAGUAACAGAAGCGGCGAUUAUUUCUGACCUAUUGAAACCUAACGUUGCAUCUGUUUAAUCAGGACCUCAGAAAGCAAGAAAGAUAUAAAAGGGCCUAUCAAAUAUGUCCUCCUCCCAGUCAUAUUCAAGGCGGCAGUGGUGUUGCUACCUUUGCGAUUUGCCUAAGAUGCCAUGGGCUAUGAUCUGGGACUUUAGCGAGACUGUCUGCCGAGGCUGUGUGAAUUAUGAAGGUACGGACCGUAUUGAAUUCCUCAUAGAGACGGCAAGGCAGUUGAAAAUAACUCAUGUUAUGCAGGAUGACAGGUCCCCGUGUCCCCAGCCCACUAAACAUGGCCCAGGUGGGAGAGAUGGACCGAUGGAGGGUGGCAGGCCACUUCCUGAAUGCUUUGAAAGGGGAAGAGGGGACUACGGAGCCCCAGCACGGAUCCCCAACGGUCUGCACAGAAUAGAUGACGGGGGCCCACAACAAGAACUCAGUGGACAGAGCCCUAUCAACGCCAGACGACCCAUGGUGUGUACCGUUCCGCCCAAUUUAAUGACACAAGGCCUUGUGGGGGCUCCGCACGGGUUGCUAGCAGCUGUGCCCGGUUUAAAUGCCAGAGUCGGGGGAACCCCCCUCACCCUCUCUGCCUCCAUGCUGAACGAGAUCACCAAGAGGCAGCUGAGCAUGGGCAUGGGUGUGGCCUCCUUCCUGAGCCCUGAGUUUGAGAAGGAGCUGAGGGAGAAGCAGAGGAACGCAGAGGCUCUGGCCGAGCUGUCGGAGAGUGUACGGAACCGAGCAGACGACUGGGCCGGCCGACCCAAGGCUGUACGAGGGGCCCUGCUCACCCUCUCCGGCUGUACCCCCUUCAACGUGCGCUUCAAGAAGGACCACAGCCUGGUGGGACGGAUCUUUGCCUUCGAUGCCAAGCUGACGCUGGACUUUGAGCUGAAGAUCUUUGCGGAGUACCCGUGCGGCUCGGGGAACAUGUUCUCCAGCCUGGCGGCGCUGGUCAAGCAGAUGUUCCACGACAGCCAGAGAGACUCUGGGAGCAAGGUGGUCAACUCGGGCCUGAAGUAUGUGGAGUACGAGAAAAGGUAUGGCGCGGGGGACUGGCGACUGCUCUCUGAGCUGCUGAGUGAUGCGGUACGGGCCUUUAAGGACACCCCCGGCCCUGACGUUCUCCCCCAGCCCUACCUGGACGCCAGCUGCUCCAUGCUGCCCACAGCGCUGUGUCACAUGUCCCGCUCGGCACCGCCAGUCCGCGGGCGCCGGAGGAAGGCUUCCCCAGAGCCCCAGGGUGGAGAGGUGGUGACCACAGAGGAGCAGCUCCGGCAGCAUUGGCCCAUGGGGAUGUACCCGGGAAUGGCUAUCCACCUAGCUGCCUCCUCCUUCCCCAGCGCUAGCCAGCCACCUCCUCACCAGGAGGGCUCAGCCUCCCAUUCCCACAGCAGCGAUCCCUCCCCCAUCACAGCACUGAUGAGCGUGGCUGACAACGCAGGUGCAGCCGCCGGCCAGUCACCCAGAGAGGCCCCUAGCAGCAGCAGUAGUGGUGGAGGCCUGGGCCACUCCUCCUUGGCAGUGAGACAGAGCAGCAGCAGCCCCAUGGCAGCAUGCCCUGCGGGGCAGCAGCGGCGCCUGGCCUCCAGGAAUGGGGAACCCCAGGGAGCCAGCAACUCUGCAGGGGGAACCACAGCAGCUCUCCCUCUGGCUGGGGCCUCGGACCAGGGAGCAGGGGACCCCUCCAGCUCCUCUGGUCCCCCUCUCUGCUGCACCAUCUGCCACGAGCGCUUGGAAGACACUCACUUUGUCCAGUGCCCCUCGGUUGCGGCCCAUAAGUUCUGCUUCCCAUGCACCAGAGACUUCAUCCGGAGCCGGGGGGCCGGCAGCGAGGUGUUCUGCCCCAGUGGAGAGAGGUGUCCCCUGGUAGGCUCCAACGUGCCCUGGGCCUUCAUGCAGGGAGAGAUCGUUACCAUCCUGGCUGGAGAUGUCAAGGUGAAGAAGGAGCGCGACCCCUAAAUCCUCUGGGACAGCUGACUAAGGCUGUUGACACCUGAGUGGAGCUGCAGCCUGCAGACAGAUAACGACAAUCUGAACAGAUUCUCCACACCUCACAGCCAAUCACCACAGCAAUCCGCCAGGUUCUCCCCAACUCACAGCCAAUCAUCAUACACCUCCACCUGCAUGGGGCAGGCUUUACACUACCAUAUCACUGUCUGGUUGGUUAGGGGGUGACGAUACCCCCAGCCCCAGCUCACCUCUAAUACCUAAUUCACACCUUUGUCCCUCAAACAUCAAUUUAUCUACAUUAGUAUUGGUCACUAGUAUUUGUCACUGACUUUAUAAACCAGUGGACCAUGGUUGAGAAGUAUGAACUUCGUCUAGCCUCUGUUCUAGGUGAUUUUAGGGCUGCUGUUUUCUGUUUCCUUGAACAUCUUUCUAACAGAUAUUCGAGUGGCAAUGUGAACGAGUGAUGACGUCACGAAAUGUUACAGCAACAUACAGACUAGAACUGUUUUGUUUUGCGUCACAUUUGCGCUUUACGUAAAAAACUGACGCUGACUGUCACGGAGCGAAUUGUUUGCUCUUUGUUGAAACCUCAAACCAGCAGCAGUUAAUGUCGCGCCAUCGAUUUUAUAAGACCGUAGCGGGGACUUUCAGUGCUACGCGACACAGUAACAUGGCUUCCACAGUGCCCAACAAAGGUGCUUUAUCCCGCAUGUAUGAAAUGGGAUGGAUACCUCUAUUUUAUACUGAAUGUAGAAUGCAAGACAAUCUUUCUCCAUGGUAAUAGAUGUGCAAUCUAUAGUUUUGAGACAACACAGCUUGUGGUGUGUACCACUGAGUAGCCUAAACACAUGCAUAGAAACCAAAGAUUCAUGCUAAUGUAAAUGUACAGUGCCUAUAGAAGGUCUACACCACCUUGAACUUUUUUCAAAUGUUGUUUGCGUUACAAAGUAGGAUUGUAAUAGAUUUAAUUGUAAUUUGUUUUGCCAUUGAUCUACAGAAAAUACUCCAUAAUGUCAAAGUGAAGAAAACAAAAUGUGUUUACAAAUAAAAUAACUAAAAUAUAGUCGUUGUAUAAAAAAAUAAAAAUAAAAAAUAAAUAAAAGUAUAAGUAUUCACCCUUUUUUGUUUAGGCAAGCCUAAAUUAGUUCAGAAGCUUGACCCAGGCAAAGACUGGGGAGGUUUUCAGGAAGAAACUAAAUGUGAUGGAGCUAAGCACGGGCAAAAUUCUCGAGGAAACCUGCUUCAGUCUGCUUGUACACCAGACACUAGGAGAGGAAUUCACCAUUUCAGAAAGACAAUAACCUACAACACAAAGCCACAUCCCCACUGGAGUUGCUUACCAAGAAGACAGUGAAUGUGACCAAGUUGCAGUUUUGACUUAAAUCUGCUUGAAAAUCUACGGCAAUACUUGAAAAUUGCUGUCUAGCCAUGAUCCCCAACACCUUGACAGGGCUUGAAGAAUCUUUUUAAAAAUCUUCUACUUUUGUGUAGAUUGUUGAUGAAAAAUGACAAUGAAAUCAAUUUCAAUCCCACUUUGUAACGCAACAAAAUGUGGAAAAUGUUCAAGGGGGUGUAGACUUUCUGUAAGUACUGUAUAUUUCAAAACUAAUCUUAUCAUUUAUGUGUUAAAUGUCUUUAUUAUUUCAGUAUGUGCCAGGGAAAUAGUGGGUGAAAUGGUUCUUGUUAACUGAAGUGGUAGAGGGUGUAGAGAUUAAACUAAUAUUGUGUACUUUAUGAUGUUUAAUUUAAAGGAAUGUACUAUUCAUGUAAAGUCAAAGGUUUUUUCUAUAUUGACUGAGAUUCAAGGUUUGUUUCACGUGAUCCUCGUGAAAUUAGGAUUUUUUAAAAAUAACUUCUAUCAUAUCCCAAUUUAAUGCUCUGUUUUACCUAUGAACUUAACUAUUUUAAUUGUUUAAAAGAUAAUAUAUACAUGUAUAUCAAAAUACUUCCCUGUCAGGUUUUCCUUAACCUUUAAUGUUUGUCACCAAAAAUAAUAUAUGAAUUGAAUUAUCAAUUUGCAAAGCUGCUGCCAAUCAAUACCCUAGCAUGUGCAUGUGUUAAUAUGAAAUUCAAUUAGGACAAUGCAUCAAGCCAUUGCUGAUCACAUGGGCAUGAAUGUAUACUGUACAAACAUACGUAUUGUACACUAGUGGUUGUAUCUGAAAGUGUAUUUAGUACUAAAAUUAGGCCUAGGCCUAUUUCUUAUCUAAAAUAGGAUACUGUAAUUCAAAUGUAGCCCAUACAACAAAAAAUGAAUUUCCCACAAAAGCACUGAUAUGUUCAUGCAACUUUCCUCAAGUGCCUUUAAUGGCGUCCUCUGUCUGAAAGCACUUUUUAAAAAUCCAUAUAAGUCUAUGGACUUUUGUAUUUGGCCCCUAAAUUAGUAAGGAUUGUUUUGGAUUGUCUUGUGCCGGCCUUUCUAUUAUUCUGGUCCUUUAUGGUCCUGUCUGCCAUGGACUCUGUUUUUGUAGUUGCUUAUCUCAACACAGUUUAAGGGUAAAUCUUGUAUUCCAACUCUAUUUAAACUUUCAGUUUCGUUUCAUAUAAUUUGUUUUGUUCAUUGGAUAUAAAUGUCACAUUUUAUUUGUUAUUUCUCUUGAAGCUUCUACGUAAUUGACAAAAAAAUUGAAGCGUACAUAAAUAAAAAAUAAAAAAUAUAUAUAUACUACCACGGUUUUAUACUGUGUUGCAAUGAAACGCUCUAUGGUCAUUGUCUUGCUAUGUCCAGUAGAUGGCGCACGUUAACCUGUGCAGAUCUUGACUUUAGAGAUGUGUUGUGAACUACUAAAAAAAAUCUAGGCAGUCGUCUAUAUUGGAGGGAAAUGGCAGUUACCGAUUCAUCAAUUAGAUGGCGUCGUAUUUGACAUCGGCCAUAAUUUCACUUAGAUAAUGUGUUAUUUUAUGUAAUGAUGGAGACAUUUGUUUCUCAAUGUAUUUUACUGUAGGCAUACACUUCUUUAAAGACGCUUGAAGGUUAGCCUAAUUGUACAACGCCGCCUACCAAGAUAUUGCCAGAUAUUGAAUCUCAAUCAUAACUCCCCCCACUAGAAAGCAUAUUGAAAUCUCUGGCUUCCUCUAUUAGUGUCAACUCAUUAAAGCUAUUCGUUGAGAUGUUAAUGAACGAUCUACUGUCAGUCACAUUGGCAUUAGAAGCAGCCGACCUGCAGGAGGAUGUAGGGAUCUGUGAUGGGGGAAUUGACCAUUUAAAGGCAACGGAUUAAUGAGGAAGUAGUUCUCUGCUCAUUACUCAAAUGCGUUUCAGCGCGCGCAGCAUGUUCCUCCAAAGCUCUCCAUAUUGUAGAAUCAUUUUUGGACGGGUUAUCUAUAUCUAUCGAAAUAGCUGGUUUUCGAUUCAAUACAAUUGAGUUUAGCUAUGUGUAUUUGGCCAUGGGAAACAGUUCAAUUAAAUUUCGGCCCAUGCCUGAAUAUAAUUGUUCAAAUCAGUGCUAAAAAUGUGUUGCUUAUAGAUACUUUAAUCAUGUAGGUUUGUACUUGGUUAGGAAAGCAUUGUUCUAUAAAGCUUAAUUACUAUCAUUACAGACAGCCAUGUGUUAUCCCAUUGAAUGUGUUAAUCGACCUGACAACGUUUUGCAAAAAGGCGCAAAUCGUUGGAAGUGUUCAGACCAUUAGGCCUGAUCGAGAUCAUGCUUUCCUAUAGUCUUGCUUAUAUUACUGUGAAAUCAAAAAGAUGACUAAAUAAACGAAAUCUGUUGUUUUGAAACUUUUUAAUACUUUUGUGGUUUUU